AUGCACGCCGCCGUAUUGCUUCUGGUUUUUGUCGUAUUGGAGCAAAGUGCACUCGGAUUUGGUGUAGACAUCAACCUGCCUUACCGAUAUAGUCGAAUGUUCGGAGAUCAGCCGCUGUCUGCGCUGGGCAAUGUACAGAAUGUGAAACGACGACCGAGUUCCGAAGAUGACACCUUCCAACGUUAUCUCGGAUUUGGUGCCAACAGCAUUUUCUCGCCACGAUUCGGCUUCAAUGAAUACCGACAGGACUGGAAGUAA
Messenger RNA from Haemonchus placei, 258 nucleotides. NCBI's taxonomy places the organism in Eukaryota, Metazoa, Nematoda, Chromadorea, Rhabditida, Trichostrongylidae. The record is from the annotation of a GenBank genome assembly.